CAUAUUUCGAGAUUUUUUUACGUAGGUAUGACGCGAGUGAUGGUUGCGAAAAUGAAUUACUAUUUACUCAUUUAUGUAUGUUUAAUGGGUCUUCUAACUGUAAAUAGUCAGAUGACUCAAUACGCCAACAGAUUCAGAAAUUUCAGCAUCGAGUCUGAAACUGGCAGCGCUCAUUUGGUUACGAUGAAAAUAUACCAAGAUAAAAAAGAACAUAAGAUAGCUGCGACGGUGAACAUUACCAAGGAUAUUCAUGUUAAAAGUAUUGAAGUUAUUGUAUACCGAUGCUCGUUUGAAAAAUCCGACUGCGAAAAUUUUCAAAAAUGGAAGUUCACUCGAAAUUUGAAAUCAGUUGUUUACAUGAAGAAUCAAAUAUGGACUCCGAUUUUCGACCACAUUACACCAAAACUGGAUAUUCCGUUCAUUAAAAAAAACAUUUAUCAAACGCCAAAUGCAAAUCUGGACACAAAAGCGGGAGUAACGUGGUAUCCGGAAUUGGCAAAUUAUUUCUGGCGAGCUGAUGUAAUAUUAAAUGAUCAAAAAGAUAAGAAAGCUUUUGUAAUGAAAUUGGAACUGGAGAUAUUCACUUUUGUUGAAAGGAAUAACAAAAAGGAUCGAGGAAGCACACGAAUAACAAAGACAAGAAGCCAAUAAAUUACGCAUUUUUUGUAAAGUUGGAAUCAUGUUUUAUUUUACUUAAACGAAGGAAAAAUUGAUUC
This is a messenger RNA of Planococcus citri (citrus mealybug), 716 nucleotides long. RefSeq lists its product as uncharacterized. The record is from RefSeq and is a predicted model, not a curated record. Lineage: Eukaryota; Metazoa; Arthropoda; Insecta; Hemiptera; Pseudococcidae. The transcript is spliced from 4 exons. Bases 28 to 651 code for a protein of 207 amino acids.